UCAUCCUAAUGGCCUCCGACCUUCCUCAUCUCGAGGAACUUAAAUUUGACUUUCACAUCGCCUUCAGCAUGCCUUGUAUCAUCCCAGCAAUUGGCCGCUCCCGCACCACUCUCACGUCCAUCAGCAUGUCUACUAUACACUUGUUCCGACUGGACACCAACGCCUUCAUUGCAGCCAUGCAUUCCUGUCACAACCUUCGCACCAUCGAAAUAAAAGAAGAGCCCGAGAUAAUUGUAGUCGGCUUGCACGCUAUGCCAGAACCUUUGUCGGAUGUGGAGACAGAUGGAGCCGUUGCCGUUCUGCGAUCAUUCACUCCGAGCUACGACGGUGCUGUUCCUUGUCCUCAUUUGGAAACAUUCAAACUGGAAAUCCACUGUUACCCGUGUGUCGAGAGCAAUCUUAUAGCGAGCAGGAAAAGCCAACUAGCGAAUGCGGCUCUACUGAUGAUUCAGAAUCGCAGAACUGUAGAUUCGACCGUCAAGCAGGUCCAAAUUGGGGUGAUUUAUAGAGACGGGUGGCCCGUCAACCUGAUAGAGGAGUAUGGAAGCCUCAGCUCUGUUUUAACGGACCAUGGGCCUGUCACUAACGCCGAUCUACGGAAUUGGAAAGCAAGCGGCUUGUCGUUCGAGUUCAGGUGGCAUCGUACCCUGUACACGUAUUGACAGACUUGGUUCCCUCCAUGUGACCACUUUUGUGGCGAAAUGAACAUUUUGAUCGGAACGUUUUCUCUCCUCUUUUGUGUUGAAUGUGAUGGAUUGUGAUGGACUUAUUCAAUGGACGUUUCUCUCCCUCCUCUUUCUUUCCUUGUCUCUUGUUCUAUAGGUGUGAUGAUGGACCUAUUCAUCGGACACUUUCCUCUUUAUCCUCUUCUAUUAUUUGAUGGACAUGACUGCCAUGACAGAUCUUCGAGGUGCUUUAGCCUCCUAAGGACACUAUAUCUUG
Messenger RNA from Desarmillaria tabescens, 942 nucleotides. RefSeq lists its product as uncharacterized. Lineage: Eukaryota; Fungi; Basidiomycota; Agaricomycetes; Agaricales; Physalacriaceae. The coding region runs from base 9 to 662 and encodes 217 amino acids. The transcript is spliced from 2 exons. The record is from RefSeq and is a predicted model, not a curated record.